This is a messenger RNA of Folsomia candida, 2112 nucleotides long. It is a transcript of the gene Ssl1, whose product is annotated as general transcription factor IIH subunit 2. Gene Ontology annotation, molecular function: zinc ion binding. Gene Ontology annotation, cellular component: transcription factor TFIIH holo complex; transcription factor TFIIH core complex. The transcript has 6 exons. NCBI's taxonomy places the organism in Eukaryota, Metazoa, Arthropoda, Collembola, Entomobryomorpha, Isotomidae. The record is from RefSeq and is a predicted model, not a curated record. Gene Ontology annotation, biological process: DNA-templated transcription; regulation of transcription by RNA polymerase II; nucleotide-excision repair. Bases 378 to 1559 code for a protein of 393 amino acids.
UUUUUUGUUCUCUCGUGCUUUGGAUUAAAUAGUUCCGAUAUUUGCUUUAACAUUUUUCUUAUAUGUUUUGACGACCGCCUCAUUUUUUAUUGUCAUAAUUCUUCAUAAACGUAAAAGUAGCGUAGCGUAAACGUUGAGCAUAGAAAGAAGAUAGCUAACCAUCCAGUUUGAGAUUGCUAAAACCUCAGUCAGUCGGCUUCUUCGCUCUGACUGUGAUGUCAGAUGUGAUCUCUCGCAUCCGUUCGUUUUCUUAAAUUUUGUACUUAAAUUUGCGAAAUUUUAUAGUUUCUGGCUUCUUCGAAAAGAAGGUAAUGUACAAACUAGCAUAGUGCGUAUCAAGACUACUACCUUACGUGUGCUGAGCGAAUAGCAAAACAAUGGGCGACGACCUGGACGACAAGGAAUAUCGGUGGGAGACUGGUUAUGAAAAGACGUGGGAAGCCAUUGAGGAGGAUGCGGACGGUUUACUGGACACGGCGAUUGCAGAAAUUAUAGAGAAGGGCAGAAGAAAACGACUUGAGGAGCGACGAGCAGCUGGCCAUGUACGUCUCGGAAUUAUGCGUCACUUGUACAUUAUCCUUGACCUAUCAAACUCUAUGAUGGACCAGGAUCUCAAACCAAAUAGGAUUUUAUGCACAAAGAAGAUUUUGGAAAAGUUUGUUGACGAAUUUUUUGACGGAAACCCAAUGAGCCAGUUGGGUUGGAUUGGUACAAGGAACAAAAAAUCUGAGAAAUUAGCCGAACUCAGUGGAAACCCGAGGAAACAUUUAGAAGUAGUGAGGUCAAUCACUGACAAAUAUCCUUGUGGAGGAGAACCCUCUUUUCAAAAUGCCUUAGAAUUGGCUUUGAGCUCGUUAAAGCACAUGCCGAGCCAUACAUCGAGAGAAGUGAUACUCAUUCAUGGUAGUUUGACUACGUGCGAUCCUGGCGAUAUCAAUAAUACAAUACAAGAACUAAAGAGCCAGAACGUCCGCUGUUCUGUAAUAUCACUUGCAGCAGAAGUUAGAGCAUGUAAAGCCCUUAGCAGGUCAACUGGAGGGAACUUUAAUGUUAUUUUGGAUGAUACUCAUUUUCAAGAUCUCGUUCAUGAACACGUCGAACCUCCACCCAUGGCAGGGUUGACCGAGUCGUCCCUUGUCAAAAUGGGAUUUCCUCAAAAGAAUCAAUCUGAUGAUCCAUCAAUGUGUCUCUGCCACUUGGAAGACACGAGUGCGUGCAAAUUAUCAACAGGGGGAUAUAUUUGUCCCCAGUGUAAAAGCAAGUACUGUGAACUUCCUGUGGAAUGCAAAGUCUGUGGGCUGACCUUAGUUUCAGCUCCGCAUUUGGCAAGAUCCUUUCUCCAUAUUUUCCCAUUGGAACCUUUUGAUGAGAUCGAUCCGGUAGAUUGCAUUUGCUUCGGAUGUCACAAAUCUUUACCAGAUAACCAUAAGCAUAUAUAUCGUUGUAAGCAAUGCAACCGUCGAGUUUGCAGUGACUGUGAUUUAUUUUUACAUGAAACUCUUCAUUGUUGUCCAGGAUGCUCUUCUUCUAUUACAUCUGCCAAUCAGCUAAACUUUUAGCUACAUUACACUUUUUUAUAAAAAAACCCCUAUAUUCUCGUUUCGCAAAUGCUGUAAGAAUAUCAAUAAAAAUAGACUUGAGACGAAAGUUGGCGUUUUUUUGUGGAUUUUAUUCAAUUAUUAUAUUUUUAUCUUUUACAAUAAAACAACAGUACAGUCAAAGUUAUUACAACAAAAAUUUUAACGCGAUAAUUGUAAAGAGAAACAAAUGUAAUUAAAUAAAUUGCGAUUUCCGAAAAAUAUGUAACUUUGAAGAAUUAGUGCAUUAGAAUACAUGUAUAUCUAUAUUAAAAUUUGAAGUAAUCAAUCAAGUUAUUUCUACACGAGGUAAAUUAAAGUUAAACAAGUCAUUCGAAUACCAAACCAAUACUAUUAAUAUUAAUUAACCUUCUAUUUAAUAUAUGCAAUGAGCUCUCAUCUACUACUUUCUUACCCUAUCUUAUUCAACAUUAGGAAACAGAUCUGGAUUUGAAUUUCAGUUUAAUUAUUAGAAACUUCACCAAUUAUCAUUCUUCUGCAGGGUAAAUAUUUUCGUAAUUUAUGUAUAUAAUAA